UUGACAGCCACAAUGCCCAGUGUUUGCCUUUGCUCCAGCCAAGGUCAUCUUUCACAUUCAGGGGAAAAAAGGUCAUGGCUUCCCAUGGCUUAUUUCUGUCCAAGGACCAGUUUCAGUGCUGCAUCUGCCAAGAUGUUUUCUCCGAGCCCGUCUCCAUCCCCUGCGGUCACAGCUUCUGCUUCACCUGUAUCACCGCCCACUGGGAAGGCAGGCACUCCAUCAACUGCCCCAAAUGUCACACAGAGUACAAGGUCUGCCCGGAGCUCUGCGAAAACUCUUUUGCCAAAGAAAUGUCGGAGAAGAUCCGAGCCGGGAGGCAGGACGGCGUGCCGGGGAAGACGGUGGACUGUGACGCGUGCGUGGGGAAGCAGACGAAGGCCCUGAGGUCCUGCCUGGUGUGUUUGACCUCUUACUGUGAGAGCCACCUGGAGCCUCACCUCAGAGUUGGCUCGCUGAAAGCUCACAAGCUGAUUGAACCGGUGGGGAUGCUGGAGAACAGGGUGUGCAGGAGGCACCAGGAGCUCCUGGAAUUGUUCUGCAGAAGUCACCAGAAGUUUGUUUGCAUGCAGUGCGUCAAAACCGACCAUCGCUGCAACGACACGGUCCCAGUGGAACGAGAGAGCCAGGACAAGAAGGGUCAGAUUAAAAUGAUUCAAGGUGAAGUUCAGCAGAGGAUCCAGGACAAGCUGCAGAAGCUGGAGGAGAUCAGACACAAUCUUGAGCUAAGCAAAGAGAACACAAAAAGGGACAUUGAGGAAAGUGGGCAGGUCUUCUCCGCUCUGAUCCGCAGCAUCGAGAGAAGUCGAGCCGAGCUGGUUGAGGUGACCCAGAGGAAGCAGGCAGCGGCAGAAACGAGGGCGAAGAGGCUGAUCGCUGGGCUGGAAGCAGAAAUCUCUGAGCUGAAGAGGAGAAAAAGGGAACUGGAGCAGCUGUUUCACCACGAAGACCACCUCCAUGUUCUGCAGAGUUUCCCGGCUGUGAGCUCUCUUCCAUCUACCGAAGACUCCUCAAACGUCCUCGUCCAUUCAGAAACAUGCCUGGGAACCAUAAGGAGGGCGGUGGCUGACAUUCGAGAGCAGCUGCAACUGCAACUGGAAAAACUUUCCUCUCGAGAAUACGAGAAGAUCCAGCAGUAUCCAGCCGAUGUCCUUCUGGACCCCAGGACGGCCAACCCCUGGCUCGUCCUGUCAGAGGACGGGAGGCAGGUGCAGGACGGAGACGUAAUGCGAAAUGUGGCAGAUCUCCCAGAACGUUUUGACAAAGCUCCGUGUGUCCUCGCUCUCAUGGGUUUCACCACAGGGAGGCGCUACUGGGAGGUGCAUGUGGGAGGCAAAACGGCGUGGGACUUGGGCGUAGCUCGAGCAUCCGUCAGAAGGAAAGGUGCUGUGACUCUGAGUCCAGACGAGGGUUUCUGGACCGUCUGUCUGAGGAAAGGAGCCGAACUCUGGGCCUGUGCAGGAGAGGCAGAGCUGCUGUGCAUUUCCAAGAGGCCAAAGGUCAUUGGUGUGUUCCUGGACUAUGAAGAUGGGCUUGUUUCUUUCUACAAUGCAGAGUCCGGGUCACACAUCUAUUCAUUUACAGGAUUUCACUUUACCGAGGCCAUUUUCCCCUUUUUCAACCCGGAUACGAAUGAAAACGGCACCAACAAACUGCCGCUGACCAUCCAGCCCAUUAAGAAACGCAUCUUCGGCACAGAUUUAGAGGACAUCACUAUAUGAUAUUUUAAAUAUGUAUCCAGCAACGUUUUAUUUAUUAUACAAUUUAUGCUAACGUUGUUUUUGCAAAGCUCCCUGUGCAUUUAUCGACACUCCACCAGUACAGUACGUUCAUUUAGUUAUUCAAAGUAAUGCCUAAAAAUACUUUAAAUAGAUUUUAAAAAAUUUUGCAGCUUCAUUUUGUACUGAAAAGAAACAGGAAAAUACAAUGUUUUAAUUUGAGUAGAUUUUUUUUCAGGGGUUGGAAAAUAAUCCCAAAUAUAGUAAAAAAUAAUUAAACAAUAAAUACUGUAAAUAAGAAUAGAUUAUUCUUUGAAUUGAACAAACUGAUACAAACAAUUGACACCUUUAAUGGUUACAUUUUAUGUCAAUAUUGAUAAUUAAAAGCAGUAGUGGUAGCUGUAUUCUUACUACUGCCACAAAAAUAAACCAGUUACAUGCAUUUUGUAUGUUUUUAUUUGUUUUGUAUACAUAAGACAUCAUAUUCAAUAUAAUUAUGUUGACAUUAGGGGUUGUGUAUCUCUUGCUUUGUUUUUUUCUGUUGAACAGAUCUGGACCUCUAUGUGAUAUUAUGGCGUCACACAGAGGCACUGGGGGAAAAAUGAGGAGCAAAUUUAAUCUCAGAAAUGUUCUAGAAAAAAUGUAGAAAUUUCUGAGUUUCAAAACUCGUAAAUUGUUUUACAUAAAUGUAUUUUUGCAUCUUUUUACACAUUUCCACCAGAGAUGGCGCUGUAUUGCUAUCUUUUGCUGUUAUCUUGGUUUUAGACUACAGUACAUCUGAGUGUAAUUUACUGCUUACCUGUCACAGUAAGCCACAUUUUUGUGAAAUGCAGUUUGUUGUAUUCUGUGUGGAAAUUAAGAAUAUAGAGAAAUAAAAUGUCUUCAUUAUGGAACAAAUCCGUAAAGCUGAAAUAAAAACUCUA
This is a messenger RNA of Xiphophorus maculatus (southern platyfish), 2638 nucleotides long. RefSeq names its product E3 ubiquitin-protein ligase TRIM39-like. The transcript is spliced from 8 exons. Lineage: Eukaryota; Metazoa; Chordata; Actinopteri; Cyprinodontiformes; Poeciliidae. Bases 75 to 1718 code for a protein of 547 amino acids. Gene Ontology annotation, molecular function: zinc ion binding; protein binding. The record is from RefSeq and is a predicted model, not a curated record.